Dracunculus medinensis (Guinea worm) is the source of this 840-nucleotide messenger RNA. The record is from the annotation of a GenBank genome assembly. Lineage: Eukaryota; Metazoa; Nematoda; Chromadorea; Rhabditida; Dracunculidae.
AUGACGAGUUUGGAACGUUGUCGCCAGCUUUUGCACCUACGCAACCCAUUACUGGCAAAUACAUUGACGGAGUUCUACGCAACAUGCCUACUACUUUUCAUCGGAAUCGGUAUCGUUUGUCAAUUCGAACUUAGCAAUAAAAGCUUGAAUACUUGGGUUCAGAUAAACUUUGGAUGGGGAUUUGCGAUUAUGUUUUGUGUGUAUACUGCUUCAAAAACCUCAGGAGGACAUUUAAAUCCAGCGAUUUCAUUUAUGUUCUACACCUUGGGUAAAAUACCUUUCUCGUAUGUUAUCGCGUAUAGCGUUGCCCAGACUGUUGGUGCUUUCAUUGGUACGGCUCUCGCAUUUCUGGUGUAUUACGAUCAAAUAUGGCAUACGUUGGGUGCUGAAAGAAUCGCCGUUGGGGUAAAUGCAACUGCAACACUUUUCACCUCGAUGCCAGCACCGCAUGUAUCAAAUACGAUCGCCUUUUAUGAUCAAUUUGUUGGAACUGGAUUUCUCGCGUUGUUUGUGAUAGUGGUCAUUGAUAAGCGCAUAGAUUUACAUCCAUCAAUUCAUGCUCUGUUGAUUGGCUUGCUUAUCGCAAUGAUUGGCAUGGCAUUUGGAAUGAAUGUCGGAUAUCCAAUAAACCCUGCACGUGACCUUGCUCCACGCAUUUUUGCAGCUAUGAUCGGUUAUGGAACGGAAGUUUUUACGUACCAUAAUUAUUAUUUCUGGAUCCCGAUUGUCGCACCAUUUUUUGGUGCAACUUUCGCUGCAUGGUCUUUCUAUAUAUUUGUUGGCUUUCAUAUUCCUGACAAUGAAGAAACUGUGCCACUUAAAAGUCAACUUGAUUUAUGA